Molecule: messenger RNA, 305 nt
Organism: Racocetra persica
Lineage: Eukaryota; Fungi; Glomeromycota; Glomeromycetes; Diversisporales; Gigasporaceae
Source: the annotation of a GenBank genome assembly
AUGUCUUCGCGAAUUUUACGAAGUAAAGUAAAGGUUGUAGAUAAAAGAAAACGUGAGAGUGAUAAUCAUGUAACAAACAACCCGACAAAAAUAAAAAAUAAAAAGAACGAAGAUGAUAGUGAAGAUACUGUAACAAGUACUUCCUCAACCCCCAAACGAUUCGUGACUAGAAAAGAACAGCGACAAGGAAGAAUAAACAAGGCCUUCGUAAUCAAUCAAAUUGAUAAUUUUAUAAAAGAUAUCAGUAACCAAAAACGCAAAGCUUCCAAUGAAAACGAAUGCAUCUAUAAUCAUGAAAUUGAAUU